AAUGACUCCAAAAAGCUUGAAACUAAUGGUGCUGACCAAAAACAGACUGUGCAUAGCCCUGUGCAGGGGCGGACUGACAACUCAUGGGGCCCCUGGGCAAUAGGGGAUCAUGGGGCCCCUGUGUCCUUGCCCAAACUCAAAAAUGCCUAUGAAAAAGGUACCAGGGGCAUCUCAUGGGGCCCCCUACUGACCCCGGGCCCUCGGCAGUGCCCGAGUUUCCAAAUGGUCAGUCCACCCCUGGU
Messenger RNA from Staurois parvus, 242 nucleotides. NCBI's taxonomy places the organism in Eukaryota, Metazoa, Chordata, Amphibia, Anura, Ranidae. The record is from the annotation of a GenBank genome assembly.